Messenger RNA from Mobula hypostoma (lesser devil ray), 600 nucleotides. RefSeq names its product cardiotrophin-2-like. The record is from RefSeq and is a predicted model, not a curated record. Gene Ontology annotation, cellular component: extracellular region. The coding region runs from base 1 to 600 and encodes 199 amino acids. The transcript has 4 exons. Gene Ontology annotation, biological process: cell surface receptor signaling pathway; positive regulation of tyrosine phosphorylation of STAT protein. Gene Ontology annotation, molecular function: cytokine activity. Lineage: Eukaryota; Metazoa; Chordata; Chondrichthyes; Myliobatiformes; Myliobatidae.
AUGAAUGCUGCCUUCACACUAAUUUUCUUCUCACUGGGAACUCUGGCCAGCGCUGCUCCCUUGGGUCGCGGAGGCCUGCACAGAUCCUUCAGCAAGAGCGCCGCCCUUUCCAUGAAAGUCCAGCAGGAUGUGCAGACACUCCUCACCAAAUACAAGGUGGUGAGGUUUGGGACGUCAUCAUUUGAAGACAACUCGCUGUUCCUGAGCAGCCUCCCAAGCAGCCGGAUGAGUUACACACACUGGCUGGAUAUGCAGGACGCGGAACGCCUGACGCUGGACUGUCGGGAUCUCCAGGCCUUCUGGAUCCACGUGGACUCCAGGCACCUCCAGGAGCUCAGCCAACCGUCGGUCUCAACCCUGGUGCGUUUGAUGGAAGUUGUUUCGCUGGACCUGAGAGACCUGAUUUCCCAGCUCAGAACUCAGAUCCGAGCCUUGAAUGGCACCGUCCUGGAUCCCUCCGAUGUCAACUACUCUCUCCUGGCCCCAAGCGCUGAAAGUGAUUGGACCAGCAACUUAAAGGGAUACAUCAUCUUCCGGGACCUGGAGAUCUACCUGAACAAGGUUGUCCGAGACUUCCUCCUCCUAAAGACCAAAUACUGA